GAGCCUGGGGCGGUUUAGGGACUCAGCCACCAGCCCGCGGGUCGUCUGCCGCUAGCGUCCCUGCUGAUGCGGGGCCUGCGGGCGGAACCCUCGCGACGGGGCGCACAUUUGACCCCGGAAAACCGCCGGGGACGGCCCACGCUGUGGACGCGAUGGCCACCGCGGACGCAGACAGACGCUGGCCCACGCGGAGCCGCUGCUCGCUCCUUGUGGCUCCAGCAGGGACAAGUUGCUUCCUGAAGGAUCCGUGUGUACUGUUCAAAACACAAUCAGAAAAGCAUCCACAGCUAGAUGGCCCACAUCUUCGUGUAUGGCACCCUGAAACGAGGCCAGCCCAACCACAAAGUCAUGCUGGACCAGUCACAUGGCUCAGCAGCCUUCCGAGGCCAGGGCUGCACAGUUGAGUCCUUCCCACUGGUGAUUGCUGGCGAGCACAACAUACCAUGGCUGCUUCACCUGCCAGGCAAGGGCCACUGUGUGGCAGGUGAGAUCUACAAGGUAGAUGAACAGAUGUUGCGUUUCCUGGAUGACUUCGAAGGCUGCCCCAACAUGUACCAGCGCACAGCCCUGCAGGUGCGGGUGCUUGAGUGGGAGGGUGCUAGUGGCCCUGGGGACAGCCUCCAGUGCUUCGUGUACAGUACGGCCACCUACGCACCUGAGUGGAUACAUCUCCCCUACCAUAAAAGCUAUGAUUCCGAGGGCCCACAUGGGCUACGCUACAACCCUCGGGAAAACAGGUGAGGGGCGAAUGCCCCGGAUGCUAACAGGAUGGAAGGAGCCCAGUGGCUGCCUGGCAUAAGCAGAGCUUUCCUGGCUUAACAUCUGUCUAUAAAACAUGUUGACAAAAGGUCUCUUGACACAAAUUUUGCACAUACUCUGAUGUUACUUACUAUUGCUUGCUAUUCAAGGAGCUCCUGAGUCUGCAGGUACUAGAUGAGAAACACUCUGGGCUGAAGUCCCCUAAAUGUCAGUUACAGAGCAUCUGGUACUCCUUUUUUGAUUUGCUUUGCUCUAACCUUAAGUCAGCAUCUUCUGUGACUAAAGACCUGGCUGCAGUUAGAUCUCAGAACCUAAUGUAUUGAUUCCCACACCUUUAAUCCCAGCACUCAGGAGGCAGAGCCAGGUGGAUCUCUGUGAGUUCAAGGCCAGCCUGGUCUACAGAGCGAGAUCCAGGACAGGCACCAAAACUACAGAGAAACGCUGUCUUGAAAAAGGGGAAAGAAAAAUUGGUGGGAAAUGCUGGUUUGGGGAGGCUCAAUGGAAACCACCUUCGAGAAAAGCCUGCUGCACCCAGACUGUGUGCUCCAUCACUCUUCCAGUUUCCAGAUCACAUACAAACUAUUAAAACAGCCAUUAAAACAUAAGUAUACUGUUGCUGUGUGGUCUUUCUGAUGUACUUACUUGGUAGAAGGUGUUUUUCACUCUAAUUCAGCAGAGUCAGGAGCAGUGGCUUGCUGGGAGACAGCUGAGACCUCAGACUUUGUUGUUGAUGGGUGCCCCGCUCUCAGCAGCCCAGCCCAUCUCUGCACCUGAAGGUGCAGCCCUUGGGGGUAGGCCUUUCAGAAGAACCAACACAUUAGUAAUUUGUUCCUUGGGCCUGACAGAAGGCUUUGCUUCCAAAUACAAACAGCACUUAAAAUAAUGUUAGGAAGACACGAAGUACCAAUUACCAUCCACCUCCAUCUGAUAAUCUGUCAGCGUAGAUGCAAGUCGCACAUGAUUCUGCUUCUGCCUCCUAGUAAAGUAGAAAAUGGAUUCCAAGAAUUGCAGCCCCAAAUGCAGCUGCUGGCUGAGCACCCUGGUACUCCACUGAGAGCUCACUCACUCUUCAACAUAAUAGUGGACUGAUCACUAACUGCUACUGGCACAGAAACACAACUUAUUUUUAGCCCCUUUUUCUUAAUUGGAAACUUGCUUCACAAAACAGAAAGGCAAAGAUGGGUAUCAGCUGAUGGGCUGGCUGUCCUGCACACCACAGUGAAGGUGAGGACUCCUGGCCAUAGGGAGAGAGGAAAAGGGACCUGGACAGCAUGCUUGUCAUUGGAUCAAUGAAGGCAGCACCCUGUGCCAGUCUACAGAACCCCAAUGGUGAUCCAUCUCUUUUGUCAUGCCAUGUGACUUCUGUGUGGACCCACACAGAAGGGGGCAUCCAGACCCUUCAUCUCUGCUACCUGCUCUGAGGAAUUUGUGAAUAAUGAGCCCUAGGAAUCUGUCCUGAAUGAUGGAAGAAGGAAGGUAAUCAGAUUAUAAAAUUGGAAGCAGAGCUGGAAUUUAUAUAAAUUUUUAAAGGAUCAUAAGGAAAUGCUAGUAUUUACAGUCAAUUGGCACAGCCUGUCGCCUCUGUGUAUAUUGUCUUCAUUCAGAAAAAAAGGGCAAACUAAUAUUUAGACAAGUGCUUGGUUUUAUUGAUUUAAUUUUGACACUAGGAAAUCUCAGCAGAAGUACAAAUCAUAUGUACAAGUAUUUAUAUCAAUAAAAAUUUCCAUUGGUGA
Molecule: messenger RNA, 2492 nt
Organism: Peromyscus leucopus (white-footed mouse)
Lineage: Eukaryota; Metazoa; Chordata; Mammalia; Rodentia; Cricetidae
Gene: Ggact
Product: gamma-glutamylamine cyclotransferase
Exons: 3
Coding region: 292-741 (149 amino acids)
Molecular function (GO): gamma-glutamylaminecyclotransferase activity
Source: RefSeq, a predicted model, not a curated record